AGGGAGCGCGGCGCGGCUGGGGGCGCGAGGUGCGGCGUGGAACCCGGUGGAGUGUGGCGUAGCUGUGGCGGAGCUUCCCGCUCGCCACACGCCGGGCGUGGGUCCCCGAAGGUCUUUCUCUGUCGUCUGUUCCUGAUGCCACUUAAUGUCAUAUCUUAAUGUCCAUUCCGUAGGGAAGGCCUGAGGCGUGAUGUUCUCCUUUAGUUCUGCUCCUCCGGACCACGCACGGUUGCAUGAUGGAAUUUGAACAUUACCUCAAGAGGUUUUAUGUUUUGGAUUAGCUAAUUGUGUUUGUCCUCUGCUGACUAUUUCUUCGGACUCACUUUUUGGUGUCCUUUUGAGGCAGUAAACUCAAAGGGAUUAUACCAUGGACUACAAGGAAAGCUGUCCAAGUGUAAGCAUUCCCAGCUCUGAUGAACACAGAGAGAAAAAGAAGAGGUUUACUGUUUAUAAAGUUCUGGUUUCAGUGGGCAGGAGUGAGUGGUUUGUCUUCAGAAGAUAUGCGGAGUUCGAUAAGCUUUACAACACUUUAAGGAAACAAUUUCCUGCUAUGGCCCUGAAGAUUCCUGCCAAGAGAAUAUUUGGUGAUAAUUUUGAUCCAGAUUUUAUUAAACAGAGAAGAGCGGGACUGAAUGAAUUCAUUCAGAACUUAGUUAGGCAUCCAGAACUUUACAACCAUCCAGAUGUCAGAGCAUUCCUUCAAAUGGACAGUCCAAAACAUCAGUCAGAUCCAUCUGAAGAUGAGGAUGAAAGAAGUACUCAGAAGCUACAUUCUACCUCACAGAACAUUAACCUGGGACCAUCUGGAAAUCCUCAUGCUAAACCAACAGACUUUGAUUUCUUAAAAGUUAUUGGAAAAGGCAGCUUUGGCAAGGUUCUUCUUGCAAAACGGAAACUGGAUGGAAAAUUUUAUGCUGUCAAAGUGUUACAGAAGAAGAUAGUUCUCAACAGAAAAGAGCAAAAACACAUUAUGGCUGAACGUAAUGUGCUCUUGAAAAAUGUGAAACAUCCAUUUUUGGUUGGAUUACAUUAUUCUUUCCAAACAACUGAAAAGCUUUAUUUUGUUCUGGAUUUUAUUAAUGGAGGGGAGCUGUUUUUUCACUUGCAAAGAGAACGGUCCUUUCCUGAACACAGAGCUAGGUUUUAUGCUGCUGAAAUUGCCAGUGCAUUGGGUUAUUUGCACUCCAUCAAAAUAGUGUACAGAGACUUGAAACCAGAAAAUAUUCUUUUGGAUUCAGUAGGACAUGUUGUCUUAACAGAUUUUGGGCUUUGUAAAGAAGGAAUUGCUAUUUCUGACACCACAACAACAUUUUGUGGGACACCAGAGUACCUAGCACCUGAAGUAAUCAGAAAACAGCCCUAUGACAAUACUGUAGAUUGGUGGUGCCUUGGUGCUGUUCUGUAUGAAAUGCUAUAUGGAUUGCCUCCUUUUUAUUGCCGAGAUGUUGCUGAAAUGUAUGACAAUAUUCUUCACAAGCCCCUAAGUUUGAGGCCAGGAGUGAGCCUUACAGCCUGGUCAAUUCUGGAAGAACUCCUAGAAAAAGACAGGCAAAACCGACUCGGUGCCAAAGAAGACUUCCUUGAAAUUCAGAAUCAUCCUUUUUUUGAAUCACUCAGCUGGACUGAUCUUGUACAAAAGAAGAUUCCACCACCGUUUAAUCCUAAUGUGGCAGGACCAGAUGAUAUCAGGAACUUUGAUGCAGCGUUUACAGAAGAAACAGUUCCAUAUUCCGUGUGUGUGUCUUCUGACUAUUCCAUAGUGAACGCCAGCGUACUGGAGGCCGACGACGCCUUUGUUGGUUUCUCUUACGCACCUCCUUCAGAAGACUUAUUUUUGUGAGCAGUCUGCCAUCAAGAACCCAUUGAGCAAAUAUAAGCCUACAGAUGACAUGGAAACUCCUGUUUGUGUGAAUAUAUUCAAAUAUGUUUAACUAGUGCCUCAUUUUUACAUGUAAUGUUAAAAACAAUGAAAAAUGUAUUUUCUGCUGUAUGCGAGAAAAUAGGGCAUUUCAGAGAACUAAGUUUUGAAUUAAAAUUUGUAUUCUUGUUUAUUAAGCUUAUUUUUAAACAGAAAUUUUAAAAGCUACUGUUCUUAGCAUUAACCUAUUUUUAAAGAAAACUUUUUUGCUAAUGACUGUUUCUUUUUCCCUCUAGGUUUAUGCUAACAUCUACCCAAGAUAGACUGUUUUUUAACAGUCUGUUUCAGUUCAGUUAACAUACAUUAAUGCCUUCGUAGCUCUCUACUUUGAGUUCUCAGAUCACAACUAUGCAAUUGGUACAUGGUUGUUUAAGAAGAAACCAUAUCUUUCCAUAAUGAAUCACUGUUUCACAUUAUCAUUUCUUGGUAGGAUUAAAAUAUAAAAGCAUAGUUAACUCAUUGGCUGCUAGCUAACACUUUGAGUAACUGUCCAUUCUGCAGAUCAAAUUAAGAAGUAACAAAAGGAAAUCCUAUGCUUUUGAAAUACCAGUUCAAAUUUAUGAAUUAUUUUUCCUCUGGAGGAAAAGUAAAAGUUUAAUAGAAAUUUAGAAAUUUUAAGUAUUCCCAAAGCUCUGAAGGGAAAUAAAGUACUGCUGGAUUUUGUUUUUUAAGGCGGUGCCAAAAGCGAAUAUCUCUGUGUCAUGUAUUUAUAUUACCAAUACAUUUUAUUUAUGUUCUUUUUGGUCUUUUGAAUAUUUAAUAUAUUGUUAAGUAGGUCGAAAUCUUGAUAUUUGUUUUUGCAAAUAGCUAUUCAAAACUGUCUUCCUAAUUGGUUGAUAAGUAAAAAAUAUUGCACUGUCUAGAGUAUUUACCUAAUUGGGAACUAAAAAGUAGAAUAGCAAAUUAUGGGUCAGUAUAAAUGUAUACAGUUUUACUACAAUGUAACAAAAGUUAAAAAUAAUUUAGGCAGAUGCAUAGUCAGUAUCUUAUGUAUCUUAGAAAAAGUACAGGAAGCUGACCUUAAAAUCAUACUAAAAACCAACUAACUUGUAUACUUGUAAUUGUGAAAAAGAAUAUCUACAGAAAAACUAAAACUCACGCUUACCUUGGGAUUCUGAUUUUUAGUUUAGAGAUUUUUCAGGUCUUGUAGGAAACUGUGAAAGAGUUUAGUGACGCAGUUUUGAUGCUUCAGGAACAAGCAUACUUUCCAUGUAUUUUCUCUUGAGAAAGAAAUUACAAAAACUUUUCACACGAAUACCCUUUAGCGUAAAAUUGUUCAGCAGAAGGCAGGGAGGCAGAGUGUACUUUUGUUAGAUUAGUAAUGUUUGCAUCCAAUACACUGAAUCUUCCUUUAGAGGUAAGACUUUAAUAGCGACACUGUAAAUAUUUGGUUUAUUUGGCACUACUGUAAGUUCUGCUUUUAUACAAAGCUCUUUGCUUAUUAUAAAACAAAAACUGUAGUUUCUUGUAUGAUUUUUUUUUACUCAGCUGUUCCUUAAUUAAACUGCCAAAAAUUAAAGUGCAAUAUUGUAUAUUUUUAAGAACAAAUUUUAAAUAGAAUAUUGAUGUUUCUCAGAUCACAGGAAAUACAAAUCUUAUAUAGUAUAAUAAAAACUAGCAAAAAGAUUAAU
Aethalodelphis obliquidens (Pacific white-sided dolphin) is the source of this 3549-nucleotide messenger RNA. RefSeq names its product serum/glucocorticoid regulated kinase family member 3 (gene SGK3). Gene Ontology annotation, biological process: protein phosphorylation. The transcript has 18 exons. Gene Ontology annotation, molecular function: protein serine/threonine kinase activity; phosphatidylinositol binding; ATP binding. The coding region runs from base 368 to 1840 and encodes 490 amino acids. Lineage: Eukaryota; Metazoa; Chordata; Mammalia; Artiodactyla; Delphinidae. The record is from RefSeq and is a predicted model, not a curated record.